GUCAAUGCGGCAGCACGGUGUUAAGUUCCUCUUUGGGUCGGUCUGCUCGUGACGUGUAAUAAGCGAGUAGUUCGACAAACGGUGCAGGUGACUAACAUGAAGUUUGCAAGUUUCGUCUCUCAGUGAUUCGUGGACAAAGUAGAUCCGGUCGUCGUCGUUUGGCAGUGAGAAUGCCUCGCAUGGUCGGUGGUGGAGGUGGACGAGCUGAUCGGAAUGUGAGGAGGCUCUUCUUUCUGCUAGCCGCUGUGUUGCUGUGUUCGCUCGGAGUUGCCGCCGUGCCAGAAGAGAAACCAGUUCCAGAGAAGCUCCCACUGGAGAAAGCAGCGAGUCCUCACCCAGAAGGUCCGGUACUUCCUGAAGAUGGCCAGAGUAAAGGAAACCUGGGUUUCAUUCACGCCUUUGUGGCCUCCAUCUCAGUUAUCAUUGUCUCCGAGUUGGGAGACAAGACAUUCUUUAUCGCGGCGAUCAUGGCCAUGCGAUAUAACCGGCUCACCGUCCUGGCAGGUGCCAUGCUGGCUCUCGGGCUUAUGACAUGUCUAUCUGUGCUGUUUGGGUAUGCAACCACUGUCAUCCCGAGAAUCUACACAUACUAUGUGUCUACAGCUCUGUUUGCCAUUUUUGGUGUACGGAUGCUGAGAGAAGGGUUGAAGAUGAGUCCAGAUGAAGGUCAAGAGGAGCUGGAGGAGGUGCAGGCAGAGAUUAAGAAGAAGGAUGAAGAGCUGCAGCGCUCCAAAAUGGCCAACAGCUCUCCAGAUGUGGAAGCUGGAUCCGGGGUGGUAGCGCCGCAGAGAAAGUGGCACAGCAUCAUCUCCCCAAUCUUCAUCCAGGCCCUCACACUCACCUUCCUCGCCGAGUGGGGCGACAGAUCACAACUCACCACUAUCAUCCUAGCAGCUCGAGAGGAUCCAUUUGGAGUUGCAGUUGGUGGAACGCUUGGACACUGUCUGUGCACAGGACUGGCUGUGAUUGGUGGAAGGAUGAUUGCGCAGAAGAUUUCUGUCAGAACAGUGACCAUCAUUGGAGGGAUUGUGUUCCUGGCAUUUGCCUUCUCUGCACUCUUCAUCAGGCCAGAAGCUGGAUUUUAAUUGGACACUCUGUUCCCUCUGUACAUAUGUUUAAAACAUGGAUGACUUGCAGUAGAAAAGCUAGAUUUUUGACUGUACAACGUGUCUACCGAAAGCCGAAAUCUGAUCUCUCCUGCCCUCCUCCCUACAAGCCUCUGUGACCUCCAGCAAUUGUGUUCCUCGGUCUUUGGGUGAGGCCUCUAAGCCUCACGGGAAAUGUAGUGUCUAUGUUCCAGUCCUUGUAGUUCAGAGAAUCAAAGGAUGUUGUGGAGCAGAGGCAUUAUGGGAGAAGGUUUUUAAUUCUCCACAGAUGUUAUCUGGAGGUUGUUCUGAUCUCAUACAGUCCUUUCUCUUCUUGGUUUUAAAUGUGAUUGAGAUGAACAGAGGCCAGAAGUGUUCACCAGUCACUCAUGGGUUGAUGAGCGUCUGUCAGUAUUCCAGCAAAACUGCAGUUCAGAGGUCAACUCCAGAGGACUCCAACUUCUCUGCAAAUGAGAUGAAAGAACUGAGAGCACUUUCGCUUUUCAACCAAAUUAAUGAAAGCUCUUUUGGGAAAUCGAGCCUGCAGUCUUUGGGACUUCAGCAAUACAUCCUUCCUCCUUUCGAUGGGUUCUCCUUUCCCCACACUGGUUUGAUAACAUGUUCUAUAAGCUUCUGUCUUCAGCUGUUUUACUUCAGAAUCCACUCAUCCCUGCUUUGGCCCAGCACCACCUGCUAUUCUUAGGGUUUCAUUUGCCUUUUAUUUAAAGUGUAUUUAUUGAGUUCCUCUUAAAGCAGAAGUACUGUAGAAACAAUCCAAGAGCUCGCUUGAAUAAAGCGAUGAACAUAUUUUUGUAAGCGUCUAAGAAACGAUGUGCUGUCAGUGCGUGACACGCAGGGCAGCUCGGGACUAUUUGGACUGAUGUUACUGGUUGAUUUUUACAUGCCUAAAUCUAAAAACUCAAUAAAAUCCUAAGUGUUUCUUGUUUUGGUUGAUUAGCGCCCUAAACCGUGCCACAUAACAGAUCUGCUCCCUUUUCCUUCUCUUGGUGUUUUGAAAAUAACAUCGUCCUUUAAUCCCAAUCGCAAUGUGUAAUAUACAAAUGAUCAGUAGAUGGCAGUAUUGUUAGCAAGGAAAAUAAAUGCCAUUCGAAAUCUAAAUAAUUAAACCAUUUCUUUUCCAGCUAAGUCAAUGCGGAAGUAAUGCUGGUCAGGUUAUACCUGUAUUUAAUAGAGAAGCUCUGUCUAGAAUAAAGUUACAAUGGUACGGAAAAGUUCUCCUGUUAUGCAAAAUGGACGCGCAAUGUGUUCCAAAAUGCAGGACGCAGUAAUAUUCAUUUGCACUUUGAAAAAGGUCAGAAUAAUACCUAAUCUAAUCUAACCCCAAACACCUAAUAUUUGACACAAAUGUGUUUAUUAAUAAGACCAAAUUACAUGUGUUGUUCCUCUGAAAUGUUCUAUAUCCUGAUUCCGCGAACAUGGAAAGUUGGUGGCUGUUUUAUUGAAGCGUGAUGAGAGACGCAAGCAUUCCAGCAGUGUGUCACACAUGACAGCAAAUCUGUGAAGCAGCCAAAGGUUAAGAGUUAAACAAUAGAACUUACUGUAUGAGUUACAUGCUGAGGGAAUCAUUGAAUAGCUCUGUGGUGGACACAGUAACAGACAGAUAUUCAAUAUCAUAUGCAACAUGAAGAUCUGAUUGCAAUACGGUUCCAAAAUGUAGAUAUGGACAGAGAUAUUUCAUGGAUUAUACUGCUGCUUUUUUAUGGACUUGACAAGGACAAUGAAAAUAUAUAUAUUUCUUUUCUUCUGUGACAGCGCCAUUCCAAACAGCGAACAGUAAAACUGGUGGAAGGAAUCAGCCACUGUUCAAUUUUCUGAUAUUUAAAAAGUCAAUAGCCGCAAACAAAACACCUUUCCUCAGAGGCACGAUAUAAAAUAUCACAGCUUUCUUUACAACCUAUUUACAGUAUAUAUUACACAUAAUGAACCACAUCCUUAUAAAAUACUGUGACCCAGGAAUAUUUUUUUACAAUAGAAAAAAUGAAAAUGUAACAUUGUUAGCUUGUCUGCAGGAUGUCUUUGAUGUUCACAUGAAGGCGCUUCUGUUUUGACUGAACAGCGUUUGACUGGUGGCAUGGAAACACUGGAUACACUGUGUGUGGAGACGUCCAUCUUAGUGAAGAGUAGUCCCUGUUCAAAGACACGUCUCAAUCUUCAGCAGUUUAGUGCAAGUAAUUCCUUUAGGAAAAGGGAAGCAGAGACUCUCCACUUGUGUUGCUCGUCUUCUGAAGAGUCUUUUUCUCGGGUUAAAAUUGCCCAAAACCUCAUUGAGCAUGGAACUACUGAGGCUGUGCGGCACAGUGGUCCGAUCGAGCGUCCGUUCUGUGAGGAACUAGUGGCUGCUUCGGUUGAGUGGUGGAACUGAAUGAACCCUGUUGCUGUAGAGGGAAAGCCGACAGGAUCAGCUGGGUGGACUGGUUCCCAUGAAGCAACUGAGGACCCUGAAAUGAUGACAGAUUGGCUUGAUCGUGGGAUCUUUGACACCAAACACACAUAGCAAUUCUAAGACAAGUGUCUCAAUGGUCAUAUUUAUGAAUGAGGCUUCCAGAAUGCUUUGCAAGUGCUGCUCCUCUGGGUUCCGUUACUGAGCCUCUCUCUCUUUUGUUCAGUGCGGUCAAAGACUAAGUAUUCGUAUUACAAUCUGGUCUACUUCUCUAAAAGCCUUCCAACCAAACUGACGGUGGAAUAAUGUGAACCUUAAAAUGGAACAGAAAACUCAAAUAGUAUCCAACCUACAAUGGAAUUUCCGUGACAUAAAUGUAGCUGGAAGAGUGUUUAACAGUCAGAGGUGUCACUGGUUCAUUUAUUGUGGGAAUUAAAAACAAACUGAUCUGCAUUGACCUGCUGUUCCUGAGUCGGCUGCUGAGAAAUGCCAAUGGUCUGUGGCUGACCCUGCUGCUGUGUGAACGCCGUCACCACCUGUCCCAUUAACAUAGUGGUGGGGACCAUAACGGCUCCACAAGCCAUCUGUCCAGUCACUAGCUUGGUCAACAGCUGGGGAGCAGCAGGAAACCUGUCAGUCAUGGCGGAGGGAAAAGAGAAGUUGCGUCAAUCUGCAUGAAACUCAUACACUAACAACCAGUGAUGGAAUGCCAUGUUACAUAUUAACCUAUCUGCAUAAGACAUACAGUGCCAAAGUAUCAGGUAAUGCAUUGACAUAGAAGAGGAAACUGAGGCAAACAUUAAUUUGAUUCAAUAAAUAGCCUCAAAGCUUGAAAAUCCACAAUGUCGAUCAUUAAAUGUGUCAGUUUGCUUGACGGGAGAGUUGCAAAACAUGUUUUCAGCGCAGCUUGGAAAAAUGUACAUGUAAAGUAACAGGAAUUAAAAAUGUAAAAUAAAAACUUUUGAACUGAAUACAUCAUAC
Synchiropus splendidus (mandarinfish) is the source of this 4467-nucleotide messenger RNA. RefSeq names its product transmembrane protein 165 (gene tmem165). Lineage: Eukaryota; Metazoa; Chordata; Actinopteri; Syngnathiformes; Callionymidae. The transcript is spliced from 6 exons. The record is from RefSeq and is a predicted model, not a curated record. Gene Ontology annotation, cellular component: Golgi apparatus. Gene Ontology annotation, biological process: Golgi calcium ion homeostasis; calcium ion transmembrane transport; manganese ion transmembrane transport. Gene Ontology annotation, molecular function: manganese ion transmembrane transporter activity; calcium ion transmembrane transporter activity. The coding region runs from base 171 to 1085 and encodes 304 amino acids.